Molecule: messenger RNA, 2043 nt
Organism: Gryllus bimaculatus (two-spotted cricket)
Lineage: Eukaryota; Metazoa; Arthropoda; Insecta; Orthoptera; Gryllidae
Source: the annotation of a GenBank genome assembly
AGCUUUAGCAUAUUCAGGAGCUAAAGCUUUACAAUGGCCACACCAAGGAGCAUCAUUUAAAGUCAAGCCUACAAUUUUUGUAGUUUAAUAUCCUUACAGUAGUACUGAACUUAUAUACACACGGAUUCAUUCUGUAAUAAGCAAUGCCACAUGGACAACCAGCAACGUUAAAAAUUUAAGAAUUCACCAAAAUUCUACGAGAACAAAUUCAUUGUCGGUGACGCCGGCCUUAAAAUUUUUCGUUGUAAGUACUAAUACUCCAUCUUCGGUUUCAAUAUCGUCGGCACUCUGCACGCUGUAAACAGCGACAAGUAGAAGGCACAAUUUCAGCCACAUUUUGCAGAUAUCCAACUUCACAACCUCCACGACUCGGCGAACUUAUACUACUGGCCAACGAGUUGGAAACUUGUAAAUGGGAAAGAUGGAAACGUGGCGGCAUCGACUCGUGGUGGAACCGGAUUGGUGGUAUGAAAGAGACCCAUGUGACCAUAAAUGAUUUGGCGUGGUCAAAAGAAAUACUUAUGACACAAAUAAAAUGUCAAUUCCGGUCCUCGUCGAAAGAAACUCAUUCACGUUGUCUGCGGAAGAGAAGAAUUUAAAUCCGGGAAUUUACGACACUUUUUGUAUCCAUGUUCUGUCACAAUCGUGUGAUUAGAACCUUACCGGAAGUCACGUCGUUCAAAUGGUUAGGAAUUGAUAUUUUGUGUUAAGUAUGAUUUUUGGUAGUAAUUUAAAAUAAUUAUUAAAAAUACAUGUAAAUACAUUCACACCUGCGGCCACAGAUAUAAAAUGGAUCAAAAUCUCUGUAAAGUUUGUGCCAUAAACGAAAGCAAAUAUGUUUGCCCAAGAUGCAACCUCUUGUAUUGUUCUGUCAAAUGUUAUCAAUCUCGAUUACACCUUCGUUGUUCGGAAGAAUUUUACAAAGAAAAUGUGGUCGAGUACAUGAGUACAAACAGCAAUGAUCAAGAUGAUGCAAAUAAAAUGAAAGAUAUUUUAAAUAGGAUUUACAACCAAGAUCAGACAAGUGAAAAUAAUGAUGAUGAUGAUGAUGAUGAAGAUGAAGAACACAGUCUGGAUUCUGAUGAUGAGGAAGAUAUUGCUGAACGUUUAAAAUCAGUGAGCUUAGAUGAUGCUGAUUCAGUAUGGGAAAAAUUAUCUCAAUCUGAAAAACAAGCUUUUGUUGAUCUGGUUCAAAAUGGAUGUUCCGAGUCUAUUGUUCCAUUGUGGGAACCGUGGUGGUCAUACAGGAAAUCUAAACAGAAGAUUGAAAUAGUGGAGGAAAAUGCAUCCAAAGAUUCUUUUGAUUAUACCACACACUGUCCAACUCUGAAAAAUGUACCCCCAUUAUCAGAUAUUACUAAACGUCCACCAGCUGCAUGUGUUACUUGGAAUAUUAUUAAUGUAAUUGGAUCAUAUUCAUAUGUGAUUCGUUAUUUCAAUGGUGAACCAAUGGAUUUUAUCUUGGAGGCUGUUGACUUGUUAAUAACAAUUAGUGGAAACCUUCGUGAUAAUCGAAAUUAUGAUUCUUAUGAGUCUGCCAUUGAGGAAGUGGCAUAUGAAAUAGUUCAGUGUCCUUGGGUUGAUGGAUCAGAACAUACACUUGCAAGAAUGAGAGAUGAUGUGCAAAAAAUUUUACAUGGCCCAGAGGAAUCAAAUCAGAGUUUCUAUUUGCAAGCAGCCUUGAGUGACAUAAUUUAUUUAUUGGAGAAAGCAAAAGGCAUCUCAAAGAAAACAGGUAACAAUUCAGAAGAGAAGACAAAUUCUUUUUCUAAACAGUUUGGAACUUCUAGAGCAAAUCUGCUUAUACCAAAAGAGAAAUUGAAACUAUACAUGAAGAAAAUUGAGUACUACUUAAUGUGGGUAAAAUCAUGUGUUCAUUCAAGUUUUUCAUAAGAAGAGUUUAGUGUGUGAACUAUGUUUAUAAAAAAAAAAAGUGAUAUGAUGAUAAUGUACCUGAAUGAUUGAAAAACUAUUGUAUAUAUUGUAAAGGAAACCAAUAAAAACAAAAGAUUUAAAAUGAAGAUUCAUUCUGAAAUGUAAAUU